This is a messenger RNA of Esox lucius (northern pike), 4138 nucleotides long. RefSeq names its product BTB (POZ) domain containing 7 (gene btbd7). The transcript has 11 exons. Bases 428 to 3685 code for a protein of 1085 amino acids. NCBI's taxonomy places the organism in Eukaryota, Metazoa, Chordata, Actinopteri, Esociformes, Esocidae. The record is from RefSeq and is a predicted model, not a curated record. Gene Ontology annotation, molecular function: protein binding. Gene Ontology annotation, biological process: morphogenesis of a branching epithelium.
ACGCCCCUGGUAGCUAUACAAAAUUCCGUCAGUGGAAACGAAAUAUCUGAAAAAAGACCACUGAAGACAUUCGAAUGCAGGAGGUCUACAUUUACGUUUUGGGUUGUUUGGAUUUAGCUAGCUACUGUAGCUAAACUGUUACACCAACGUCCGUGGUUAUAUAGCUACUUGCACACCAAUGUGGCUAACGUUAGCUAGCUAACAAACCAACCCGAACACCAGAGCUUGGAAUUCGUACGAGAGAGUGGUCUACCAGGUAUCGAAAACCAUCUUACAUCACCUUGUGAGGAAUGACAAAGAUAGACUCUUUGAAUCCCAUGUUCUGAGUCUGCUCACGCCCUGACUGGAGGCUCUUCCACUCCAGCAGAAUGAGACAGCAAAGGUGGCCUCAGUGGUCCAAGUGAAGAGGAAGUGGAACAAGGAGAGAAUGGGAGUCAAUGCCUCCAGCUAUCCCCAUUCGUGCUCACCUCGAUUUGGGGGAAACUCACAGAGCCAGCAGGCGUUUGUAGGGACAUCUUCCUAUGGGCCCCAGGGAUAUGGGGGUGAGGGGAAGCUUUACAGCCUGGAGCCUGGCCCCGAGAAGUCCCAGGACAAAAAGAAGAAGACAUCAGGUUUGGCCACGCUAAGGAGGAGAUUCAUCAAGCGUCGCAAGUCCAGCCGCUCGGCUGACCACAUGCGGCAGAUGCGCGAGCUCCUAUCGGGUUGGGAUGUGCGCGACGCCAAUUCACUGGUUGAGGAGUACGAAGGCACGGCGGCUCUUAAGGAGCUGAGCCUACAGGCAGGGCUUGCACGCGCUGAAGCCCGGAGCCUGCAGCGUGACCUGGCUGCCCUCUACCAGUACAAGUACUGCACAGACGUGGACCUGAUCUUUCAGGACGCCUGCUUCCCUGCUCACCGGGCCGUUCUGGCCGCCCGCUGUCCCUUCUUCAAGACACUGUUAUCAUCUUCGCUGGGCUAUGGGGCCGAGGUACUCCUGGACGUGGGUACAGCUGGUAUGGAUGCGCCCAUGUUCUCUGCCCUGCUGCACUACCUGUACACGGGUGAGCUUGGCCCUGAGGUGGAUGCACGGCUAAGGAAUAUGGACGUGCUGAUGCGCCUGAGUGAGGAGUUUGGCACGCCCAGCUCGCUGGAGGAGGACAUGCGUUGCCUCUGCGAACACAUGUGCUACUACGACUCGCUGCUCAGCUUUUCUUCGGACUCAAAGCUGGUGGAGGCCGGCGUAGCAGCGGUGGCCGGAGCUGGAGGUGUAGGAGGUGGGCCGUUCAUCCAGGGACCAGGUGAUGAAGAGUUGCGCGCCCACAAGGCCGUUCUCUCAGCCCGGUCUCCUUUUUUCCGGAACCUUUUGCAGCGCCGCAUUCGCACUGGUGAGGAGAUCACGGAACGCACCCUGCAGACACCCACACGCAUCAUCCUGGAUGAGUCCAUCAUCCCCAAGAAGUAUGCCCGGGUCAUCUUGCACUGCAUGUACACGGAUGUUGUGGAGCUUGCGCUGGUACUGAGAGGAAGCCCUUCAGCGGGGAGCCUGGGGGAGGUGCAGGCCCUGGUGGCUGGAGGCAGAGAGGUAGCCAGUCGUGCUGAGGAGGCCAUGGAGCUCUACCAUAUUGCUCUCUUCCUGGAGUUUAGUAUGCUGGCCCAAGGUUGUGAGGACAUAGUGGUGGAGAGUAUCUCUCUGGACACAGUGGUGCCUAUCCUGAAGUGGAGCUCGCAGCCCUAUGGCUCCAAGUGGGUCUACCGGCAGGCCAUGCACUUCCUAUGCGAGGAUUUCAGCCAGGUCAUGAACUCGGACGUGCUCUACGAACUGGGCAAGGAACACCUGGUGGCUGCCAUCCAGUCUGACUAUUUACAGGCCAGCGAGCAGGACAUCCUUAAGUAUGUUAUCAAGUGGGGAGAGCACCAGCUCAUCAAGAGGAUGGCCGACCGAGAGCCCAACCUUCUAAGUGGCACUGCUCAUAGCGUGAACAAGCGGGGGGUGAAGAGGAGAGAUCUAGACCUGGAGGAGCUGAAAGAGAUCCUGUCUCCCCUGCUGCCCUACGUUCGUACUGAACACAUACUGCCCCCCAAUAGUGAGGUCCUCUCCGACUCUAUGAAGAGGGGUCUGAUCAGCACCCCUCCCUCAGAUAUGCUGCCCACGGCGGAGGGGGGCAAGGCCAAUGCCUGGCUGAGGCAAAAGAGUGCCGGCAUAUAUGUGCGACCACGCCUCUUCUCGCCUUAUGUGGAGGAGGCCAAGGCUGUACUUGAUGAAAUAAUGGUGGAACAAACAGACCUUGUGCGCCUGCGUAUGGUGCGCAUGUCCAAUGUGCCAGACACCCUCUAUAUGGUUAACAAUGCCAUGCCACAGUGCUGUCACAUGAUCAACCACCAGCAAAUCGGCGGUAGCCAGACGACCCCGCCCUCGGUGGUGGCCAAUGAGAUACCUGUUCCCAGGCUGGCGGUGGUGAAGGAGAUGAUUCGGAGGCUGCAGGACCUACGCCACACAGAACAGGUGCAGAGGGCCUACGCCCUGAACUGUGGUGAGGGUGCCACGGUGAGCUACGAGCUGCAGAUCCGCGUCCUCCGCGAGUUUGGCCUGCCAGACGCUGCCGCAGAGCUCUUGCAGAACCCCCACAAGUUCUUCCCAGAGGAGCGCUUUGGCGAUGAGAGCCCUGUCCUAGCACUGCGCCAGCCAUCACUUGGUGGCGGAGGGCGUUGCCGUGUCAACAGCAGCCCAGCAGUGGAGAGCAUGUUCACUGACCUGGAGGCAAUGGCAGGCUUCCAUCCACCACUGCCCCCUCCUCCUCCACCCUACCAUCCACCGGCCACGCCUGCCCACCACGCCCAACUCAAAGCCAGCGGAUGGAGGCCAGGUCGUGUCCCUAGCCAGCUUCCGUCACGCUCCUUCUCCUACCCCUGCAACCACAGUCUGCUCCACCGCAACACAAGCUCCUCCUCCAAACACGGCAGCCCGGCCUACCCACCAGGGGCUAAGCCCCUGCCACCAGACUGCACCAACCCUCAGAGUGGGGGGGUACGCGGUCCGCAUCAGGAUAAACAAGGGAACCUGGAGCCAGUCAUCAACGAGUUCAUGCCGGACAUUGCCAUGGGUGUGUCGGCUAUGACCCUAAAGGAGCGCCGCCUGCCUGAAGUCACCAUGGAAGUGGAGCCUCACGACACCCACCCUCAUCCCUGCACUGCUCCUCCGGCUGUGCCCCACUGCCACCUGGGCCUAAGCCGCCACGGUCCACAUGCCUCCCGCAAGAGACACGCUGCCGAACCCAAGCCCGAGGCCCAGGCAUCGGAAUACCCGGAUUUGUAUGAGUUUCCUGGGCGCCAUGUAACCUCCUUCUCCAGGCCAGACCUCUACAGUCACAGUCGAGUUCCGCCAGGAGGAGGCCCAGCCCCUCCUCCUUAUGUCCCAGACGAACAGCAGAUGAACCUCUGCCGUGGCACAGUCGGCGAUCCCCUCCGUCUGGACGUUUUGGAACAACCUCCCCAGAGGCUAGACCUGGCUCUGGCCACGCAGGGCGGAGGAGUGCAAGCAGCAGGGGCAACACACAAUCUGAGAGGACGUGCUCGAACUGAAAUAGACCUGACCUGUGGAUUGGGACCGGCGCGGGCUGUGGAGACUUUUCCAGAUGAGGUGGUGGGGGCCAGGGACCGCAGGUCGCCCAACAAACCUGAGUAUCCUUACAGGAAGUCUGCACUCUGACACUCCAAGACCGUCAGAGGCCUGAGAUUAUACAGACAGACGGGAAAAGGCUGGAGCACUAAAUGAUGGUUUGCUGUAGAGGAUUUGGGUGUGGUCGGUGUACUUACUAUCAUUGGUUGGCUAUGGUGUGGAGUUGUCAUGCGCUCUGUUUAGGGCGAACACAGUGCCCAUCCCUUCUAGAGGCGAGUCCCAGGUGCUGCAUACGCUAACUAGGUAUAGCAGUCAGUGCCUUCAGCACAGAGCCAUGGUGUGGGAUGAGGAGGAAAGGCUUGGUUUGGAUGAGAAUAAUCUGUCCAAAAUAACCAUUAGUCUCAUUAACAUAAUGGGGCCUCCUGACCCUUCCCGUCUUCCUGAUUGGAUCCACACUCAACUGUUUGUCCUCCAAUCACUUUUAUCCCUCCAAAUUAAAGUCUUGACUGAUCAUCAAAAUGGAAUAAAUCCUUUUCUUUUCUC